Carassius carassius (crucian carp) is the source of this 1569-nucleotide messenger RNA. Its product is annotated as organic solute transporter subunit alpha-like. Gene Ontology annotation, biological process: transport. The record is from RefSeq and is a predicted model, not a curated record. The transcript is spliced from 8 exons. NCBI's taxonomy places the organism in Eukaryota, Metazoa, Chordata, Actinopteri, Cypriniformes, Cyprinidae. Gene Ontology annotation, molecular function: transporter activity. Bases 180 to 1163 code for a protein of 327 amino acids.
GCCCCUUUAACAAGUGCCGGGUUUGAUUCCUCUACAUUACAAAGUCUACAAAACACCAGCCUGGUUCGCUCUCCGUUUAUUAGUUUCACGCAUGCUGAAACUAACCUGUGGUGAGGACAGUGGGGUUUUCACGGAUUACAGUUUGCCCUGGAUCUCGUAAAUAAACGCUGAGUGUCAAGAUGGACAUGUCCAAUUUCACACUUUUUGAUCCGCGGUGCAGGGCAGAGGCUCCGUUCUCUAUCGAUGUUAUUAUGCAGCUGGAUAUCUUUGGCAUUGUCCUCUUCUCUGUGCUGACGUUAAUGGCUACAGUGUCCAUGUUGGUUUUCAUCGAAGAAUGCAUCUACAUCUAUAAGAAAGUACCUCCAAAUAAGAAAAGUGUGAUCAUCUGGGUUACUGGAGCAGCACCGGUUAUUGCUACCAUGUCUUGUUUGGGCAUGUGGGUUCCAAGGGCCACAAUGUUCACUGAUAUGACAUCAGCCACAUACUUUGCAAUUGUGGUCUUCAAAUUCCUGAUUCUCAUGAUUGAAGAGGUGGGAGGAGACAAUGCAUUUCUUAAGCGCUCUGAGAACAAGUCAUUUAAGAUCAGCACGGGACCUUGCUGCUGCUGCUGUCCAUGUCUGCCAAACGUCCCCAUCACUAGAAAAUCUUUGUUCAUAUUGAAACUGGGGUCCUACCAGUUUGCGCUGUUAAAAUUGAUCUUAACCAUUCUUUCUAUAGUCCUCUGGACGAAUGGCAGCUACAAUGUUGCUGAUGUUUCAGCUAAUGGAGCAUCCAUAUGGAUAAACUGCUCCAUAGGCGUCUUCACCAUUAUCGCCCUUUGGCCUGUAGCAAUCAUGUUCAUGCAUGUGCGAGAGGCAUUGCGCACCCUUAAAAUGAUCCCUAAAUAUGCCAUGUAUCAGUUGGUGCUGAUUCUCAGCCAGCUGCAAACUGCUGUCAUCAACAUACUGGCAAUGAACGGGACUAUUGCCUGUGCGCCGCCCUACACGUCCCAGUCCCGUGGAUACUUGAUGAGUCAGCAGCUAUUGAUCGUGGAGAUGUUCAUCAUCACGCUAGUGACCCGCAUUUUAUAUAGACGUCAGUAUGACCCCAUACCAGAUCUGGAUGAUGAUAUUGAGGAGACAAAGACUGUCCUCACCUCAGAGAAAGUCGUAGAUAUUGCCUGAGAACAACAGACUGUUGUGUGUGAUUGAGAAUUUGUCAUAUGUUUGAGACUGGAUUGUUGAAAAUUGAACAAUGAUGGUCAUUAACUUUGUUUUUCUAUAUGUAAGUGCAUUCUAGUUUCUAAAAUUUUGCCAGAUCUGUUUUUUUAUUGACGUUUUUGCUAGCCAUUUGGCUAUAGAAUUUCACUGUAGGGUUAACCAAUGUUUUUGAGAGCCCUGAUAUUGGUGUUUACACUUUGUAUUGGGUGCGUCAAUCUGGGGAAUCAGGACUACAAAGCUUUGGUUGAUCUUGUGAGUCAUGGUGCAUGUUCCUGAUGAAAUGAGAGAAAGUCAUUUCUAUGUCUUAAUGGUGGGCUGCAUAAAAGACUUUUGGAGUUGUAUAAAAGUCAGGAUUCAUUAUGUUGCUAAA